Messenger RNA from Cygnus atratus (black swan), 8075 nucleotides. RefSeq names its product DENN domain containing 5A (gene DENND5A). NCBI's taxonomy places the organism in Eukaryota, Metazoa, Chordata, Aves, Anseriformes, Anatidae. The record is from RefSeq and is a predicted model, not a curated record. The transcript is spliced from 23 exons. Gene Ontology annotation, molecular function: guanyl-nucleotide exchange factor activity; small GTPase binding. Bases 154 to 4017 code for a protein of 1287 amino acids.
CCCGGGAGCAGCCGGGGGCCGCCCCCACAAUGCCGUGCGGCGCUGCCCGCUCAGCUCCGCCAUGGAGGCGGCCGCCGCCGCUGGCGCAGCCCCGCCGCCCGCCGCCGCCCGGCCCCGCAGCCCCUGAGCCCCGCGCACCUCUCGCGCUCCAGCAUGAGCGGCGGCGGCGGCGGCUCCUCGGCACCCGGCCGCUUCGCUGACUACUUCGUCAUCUGCGGGCUGGACACCGAGACCGGGCUGGAGCCGGACGAGCUCUCCGCUUUAUGCCAGUAUAUACAGGCCUCUAAAACCCGAGAUGGUGCCAGCCGUUUCAUUUCAAGUACAACAGAAGGGGAAAACUUUGAACAGACUCCGUUAAGACGCACAUUUAAGUCCAAAGUUCUUGCUCGCUAUCCUGAGAAUGUUGAAUGGAACCCUUUUGACCAGGAUGCAGUGGGAAUGCUGUGUAUGCCUAAAGGGCUUGCUUUCAAGACACAAGCAGAUUCUAGAGAACCUCAGUUCCACUCUUUUAUUAUUACUCGUGAAGAUGGCUCACGGACAUUUGGAUUUUCUCUCACAUUCUUUGAGGAAGUUACUAGCAAACAGAUCUGCAGUGCAAUGCAGACGUUGUAUCAUAUGCACAAUGCUGAAUACGACAUUCUUCAUACUCCACCCACAAAUGACAAAGAUAGCUGCAGCAGCACUGGGGACUGCAAUGGCACUUCUGUUUCAAAGCUACAGCGUUUUAACUCGUAUGACAUUAGCAGAGACACGCUCUAUGUCUCAAAGUGCAUUUGUCUGAUUACUCCAAUGUCUUUCAUGAAAGCUUGCAAGAAAGUACUAGAACAACUUCACCAAGCAGUGACUUCACCUCAGCCGCCACCUCUACCUUUAGAAAGCUACAUCUACAAUAUUCUCUAUGAGGUUCCUCUUCCUCCAGCAGGAAGGUCAUUAAAAUUUUCAGGUGUUUAUGGACCAAUUAUCUGCCAGAGGCCAAGCACCAAUGAACUGCCAUUAUUUGAUUUUCCAGUUAAAGAAGUUUUUGAAUUGCUUGGAGUAGAAAAUGUGGUUCAACUCUUUACCUGUGCCCUCUUGGAAUUUCAGAUACUGCUUUAUUCACAGCAUUAUCAGAGACUGAUGACUGUGGCAGAGACCAUCACAGCACUGAUGUUUCCAUUUCAGUGGCAGCAUGUGUAUGUUCCUAUCCUUCCAGCAUCCCUCCUUCAUUUUCUUGAUGCUCCCGUCCCUUACCUGAUGGGCUUGCACUCCAAUGGAUUGGAUGACAGGUCUAAGCUGGAACUGCCUCAGGAGGCUAACCUCUGCUUUGUGGAUAUAGACAACCAUUUCAUCGAGCUGCCAGAAGACUUGCCCCAGUUUCCAAACAAACUUGAGUUUGUUCAGGAAAUUUCAGAGAUACUAAUGGCAUUUGGAAUUCCACCGGAGGGAAACCUUCACUGUAGUGAAAGUGCCUCCAAGAUGAAGAGCCUCAGAGCAUGUGACCUAGUUUCUGAUAAAAGAAAUGGGAACAUAGCAGGAUCACCUUUGAAUUCCUAUGAGCUGCUAAAGGAAAAUGAGACCAUUGCAAGACUCCAAGCACUAGUUAAAAGAACAGGUGUGAGUCUAGAAAAGCUGGAGGUGCGAGAGGAGACCAGUAGCAAAAAGGAUCUUAAAAUUCAGUGUGAUGAAGAAGAAUUCAAGGUUUACCAGCUGAAUAUUCAAAUCCGUGAAAUUUUUGCCAACCGCUUUACACAAAUGUUUGCAGAUUAUGAAGUAUUUGUCAUUCAACCCAAUCAGGACAAGGAAUCUUGGUUUACAAACAGGGAACAGAUGCAAAACUUUGAUAAAGCAUCAUUCUUGUCAGACCAGCCUGAGCCUUACUUGCCUUUCCUCUCAAGAUUCCUGGAGACACAAAUGUUUGCAUCUUUUAUUGACAAUAAGAUUAUGUGCCAUGAUGAAGAUGAUAAAGACCCUGUUUUGAGAGUAUUUGAUUCUAGAGUGGACAAAAUUAGGCUGCUAAAUGUUAGAACACCAACUCUGCGCACAUCUAUGUAUCAAAAAUGCACAACCAUUGAUGAGGCUGAGAAAUCGAUUGAAUUAAGACUGGCAAAAAUAGAUCACACUGCAGUCCAUCCACACCUGCUGGACAUGAAGAUUGGACAAGGAAAGUAUGAACUUGGAUUUUUUCCCAAGCUUCAGUCUGAUGUUCUAUCUACCGGACCAGCAAGCAACAAGUGGACAAAGAGAAAUGCUCCUGCACAGUGGAGGCGGAAGGACAGACAAAAGCAACACACGGAGCACCUGCGUCUUGACAAUGAUCAGCGAGAGAAGUAUAUCCAAGAAGCUAGGAAUCUGGGCAGCACUAUUCGGCAGCCCAAGCUAUCUAACCUCUCUCCAUCAGUAAUUGCACAAACAAACUGGAAGUUUGUAGAAGGAUUGUUGAAGGAAUGCCGAAAUAAGACCAAGAGGAUGUUGGUUGAAAAAAUGGGGCGAGAAGCUGUGGAGCUGGGUCAUGGUGAAGUGAAUAUCACAGGUGUAGAAGAGAAUACCUUGAUAGCCAGUCUGUGUGACCUCUUAGAAAGGAUAUGGAGCCAUGGUCUGCAAGUCAAACAGGGAAAGUCUGCUUUGUGGUCUCAUCUGCUACAUUACCUUGAAAACAGACAGAGAAGAACUACAUCAGGCAGCUUCAGUAGCUCAGGAAUACUUCUUGAUUCAGAAAGGAGAAAGUCAGAUACCAGUCCAGCCAUGUCACCUCUUAGAAUCUCUCUCGUCCAGGAUAUGAGGCACAUCCAGAACAUCAGUGAGAUCAAAACAGAUGUUGGCAAGGCCAGAGCCUGGGUUCGUCUCUCUAUGGAAAAGAAGUUGCUGUCUAGGCAUCUAAAGCAGCUGCUUUCAGACCAUGAGCUCACAAAAAAACUCUACAAGCGUUAUGCAUUCCUCCGCUGUGAUGACGAGAAAGAACAAUUCUUAUAUCAUCUCCUGUCAUUCAACGCUGUUGAUUACUUCUGCUUUACCAAUGUUUUCACAACAAUCUUGAUACCAUACCAUAUAUUGAUUGUUCCUAGCAAGAAACUUGGUGGUUCAAUGUUUACAGCCAAUCCUUGGAUUUGUAUCUCAGGAGAACUGGGUGAAACAGGAGUCCUGCAGAUUCCCAGGAACAUACUAGAAAUGACUUUUGAGUGCCAGAACCUGGGAAAACUGACCACAGUGCAAAUAGGACAUGAUAACUCAGGGCUGUAUGCCAAAUGGCUAGUUGAAUAUGUUAUGGUCAGAAAUGAAGUAACAGGGCAUACUUACAAGUUUCCCUGUGGAAGGUGGCUUGGAAAGGGAAUGGAUGAUGGCAGCUUAGAAAGGAUCCUGGUGGGAGAGUUGCUGACUUCCAACACUGAGGUUGAUGAGCGGCAGUGUCGAACCCCUCCUUUGCAGCAGUCACCAAGCAUGAUCAGAAGAUUUGUCACUAUAUCACCAAACAAUAAGCCAAAGUUAAAUACUGGUCAGAUACAGGAAGCUAUUGGUGAAGCUGUCAAUGGUAUUGUCAAGCAUUUCCACAAGCCAGAGAAAGAGAGAGGUAGUCUGACGCUCUUGCUGUGUGGAGAAAGUGGACUUGUUUCAGCUCUUGAACAAGUGUUUCAGCAUGGAUUUAAAUCACCCAGGCUCUUCAAAAAUGUCUUUAUUUGGGACUUUUUAGAAAAAGCACAAACAUAUUAUGAGACCCUUGAGCAGAAUGAAAUGGUCCCAGAAGAGAACUGGCAGACAAGGGCCAGGAAUUUCUGUCGCUUUAUCACUGCUAUCAACAACACACCUAGAAACAUUGGAAAGGAUGGCAAGUUUCAGAUGCUGGUGUGUCUUGGAGCCAGAGACCACCUCUUGCAUCACUGGAUCGCCCUGCUUUCAGACUGCCCGAUCACAGCACAGAUGUAUGAAGACAUAGCACUAAUUAAGGAUCAUACUCUUGUGAAUUCUUUGAUUCGAGUGCUGCAGACCUUGCAGGAGUUCAACAUUACGCUGGAGGCAUCUCUUGUCAAAGGAAUUGAUAUAUGACCUCUUGUCCCACAACAAUGUUUAAAACAGUAACAACAAAAAAAGCAACAAGGAGUGAAUCACGUUAGUAUGCAAGAGUUCUGUCUGCCAGUACAUUGUAUCGUGAACUUGUUCAUGGCCCUAAAAUACAACUUUGACUUUUCUUGAAGAAAACUCCAAAAAUAGUACAGGCAAAUGGAUAGAAGCUGUAAACUCAAUGUAAAAAAGAGGAUUUUGGUAUAAAUCUAUUUUAGAGUUUAUUUGCUGAUUUGCUUUUUACACACUUUCAUGUGAAAGAGAUAGAGAUGAGUAUUGUGCAGCUUAUUUUAAAGCUGCAGUAUUUCCUUGCCAUAGAAAAUGUGCAGUGAGCCUUUCAGCAUUCUGUGAACUUGCCUUCAGAUAUGCUGUAUGUCAUAGACCCCAAUAUAUACACUCCAUUUCUGCUAAGAAGGUCAUUCUAUAGUUUUUAAACUAAUAUUUUAUAUAUUAACAUUAUUACCAAUGUUUGAUUUUUAACAUGUUGGGUCACUGUUCUGCUGCAAGGGAACUACAAAUUCUCAUGUGUGCUUUUUUAAUAGGUCCAAGGCACUGACUUGUCAACAAAUCAUGUUUUUUCCUUUAUUUUUGUUGUCAGUAUUAUUUUUAGUGAAUUCUGGGAGACUGAACCGUGAAAUGCGCAGAGAUUGAAGUAAUAUUUUUCAUAUUGGUACAUAAUUGCACAGAAGAAAUUAAGCGUCUUUUUUAACUGAUGUUUUUUAUUUAUUUAACCUAUCAUUGUGUUUUGUAAUUUUGUCUUUAAAGAAAAUAUUCUAUGAUACAACUGGCUAUAGUAUGUUGCAAUUCAGAAUUAACAGUGCAGCCCACUUAAAUCAAAAACCUGGAAUAAGUAUUUACGGUGCAAAAAUGUUUCCACUUGAACCAUCCUUUUGAAGUUCGAUAUACAGUUGCUGCUGGUAAUUCUCUUAACUGCUAAUAAAGAGGAACAUGGGCUUCCCAAAUGCUAGAUGAUUAAAGAAAGAUGUUUACGCCCCCACAAAAUAAUAAUGGCAAACCUUUAUUAGUUUGUUUAUAUCAGGAUUCUUAUUUUUUCUGAAAUUACAGGAAAUAAUAAGUUUUCUUUCCCUUUUGAAUGGAUAUAUCUGGAGUCCUGUUGUCACAGCCUGCUUCAUUUGGCAUGUUUUUGCUUUUAGCAGAAAGCUUUAGUCCACUUCUACAAUAAAACAAACAUUUUGAAAGUUUUAUUUAUUGAAGAGCUGGAAAUUGGUGAAUGCCUGAAGACAUCUCUGUUCAUUUGAAUCCCCUGAUAAAAAUCUCUUUGGAGUAUGUGAUUUAACAGGCUGAAUUAUCAGCAUCACAAAUUACUGCACAGAAAUUCAGGACUAUGUAUUUAAGAGGUCUCCACUGUAUAAACUUAUCUCAGUGUUGUCCUUCUUUCGAGAAACAGAGUCCAAGUUUUUCAGUUCAUACAAUGUUGUAGUAGCUUUUCUUUACCUACAGAUUAGUGACAUCUUGUUAGUUUCAUUUCCAUAACUUAAAAGUAUAGCACAUGUAUUAAAUCUUUGACUAUUUUUACUUUUGUCCUAUUUAUUUCAUUAUUAAAUGGAGAAGUUCCUUUAUCACUACUUUUUUAUCAGAGCCAGAUUUGCAUUAUAAAGAUGCAAAGGCAACGUCCAAGCCACUCCUUAGGCUGGGUGGAUGUGAAUUCUUUUGUAACAUGGGGCUUACAGUACCAUUUCAUGAAAGUAUUCUGUGUGCAGUUCUUUUCAGUCUUGGAAGGGCAAAAAUAUUCUUUAUUCUGAGAAUUUCAUGUAUUCAACUUAAUAUUUUGGGAGAAUCUUUCUACACUUGCCCCGCAUUUCUUAUUUAUAUAGUGGUUUUAUAUACAGUGCUUUCAGCUACAUUAUAAUGAUUCUAAGUAGGCCUGUAGGUUUCGCAGUAUGUCUGAUGAAAAGAGGGCUGGAUUAACCGUUUUGACCUUAUCAGAUUAGUUGAUCCCGUUAAAACCAUAUAUCUAUCCUAGAGCAAAUAUGGAUUAAUUUUAUCUUAUAUGAGGUAGUUAACCCUGAACUAGCUUUUUUUCCAUACUUGUUCACCUUAUGUGGCACAGUAAUAUUGUUUUGAUGGCUUGCUUUGAUGUCUAUCGUGCCUCAUUAUGGCAAUGAGAUACCUAGGAUGCACAUGGGUUAGGGUUUGCUCACGUGGUUCCCACAUGGUGGGUUCUUUUGGAUAGCACCUGAGAAUGAAGUGUCCAUCAGUGGUGGUACCCUGUGUGCUAGUUGUCCAGAUGCAAAGGAGAUUUUCUUCCUGGCUCCUCAGUUACUUUAUUUUCCACAGGAAAGACCAUUUCAUGGUAGACGCUUCCUCACAGGGGUGACUGUGCUUAAUCCCAGUAAAAUAUAAAGCACGUUUCUAGCUAUGGACUUCAGUGAAGCAAUUCCUUCUAGACUUGGAAGAACUGUAGAAGUUUCUGGAACGUAGCAGAAAAAAUACUGGUUUUGUUGGAUUCAGAGGCCACCAAGGAAGACAGACAUUUGAAUAUAGCUCUUUGUAGCCUAGGCUAAAGUUUUGGGAAGCGAAUUGGCUGGCAUCUCUUAAGUGCAGUUCGGUCUGUAGUAACAGCCAUAAUCCCUGUUGCUCUUUGGUGUUCACCACAAAUAAGCCUCCUUCUCUCAUUGAUGUAGCAUGAGUCCCACAGAAUCAUGUUUGGAUCCAGCAUUUAUUCUUUCCAUGUGAUUAUGCUGAAUUGGAUGACUCUUAUAUAAAGAAUGAGUGGUAUAGUCACAGUGUUUUAAUCUUUAACUAGGGCAUUGUAAAAUCCAUCUCCCUUCUUAAAAUUUGCAUUGCAUUUUUUGUUCGGAAAAGAGCUACAGUGUAAUGCAACCAUAACCUUUUUUCUGUUAGUGUUCUAAAAUAAGAAAGCAGGUUUGGGAGGUGUGGGUUAAUGUGGCUAUACUGAUUUUUAUUAUUAUUAUUGCAAUUAUUUGGAAAAUAUAAUGUUUUUUUAACUUAGCACUGAGUCACGUGAGCACACGUGUAAUCUGUAGGUGAUACAGAAAUAUAAUGAUAAAAAAAUAAGUAGUUCAUAAUGCAGUAAAUACAAUGCUACAUUGACCAAACAUGUUUACAGGCUGAUAUCUGAUGUGAGGAAAAAACAGGCUAUUGCCUAUCAAUUAUUUGUUUCUUUGAUUAAUGCUAUUGGAGUUGAUAUGAUACUUUAUACAAAAAUAAAAUGCAACUUAAUAAAGACUUGUUUGAAAUACUAUGAUAAGUUUAUACAAGAAAAAAAGCCUUUAUCUGCCAUAAACAUCUGACAUUCUGUAGCUGAAAACACACUAAUGAACUGAAGACUAUUCCACAACUUUUUCCAUUAUCAAGAGUAUUUUUCAAAUUGUUGAAGUGAGACCUACUAGCUGGAAGAUCCAUAUUUUUGAUGUGUUUUGAAUUCAUAAAUAUGUUAAGGUUUUGUUUCUGCAGUGAAAUUAUUCAAAGAAUUAACUUUUUCUGUAUAUUGUCAAAAGAUUGUUGUCCAUAGUGCAAGAUGCUAUAGGAUACUUGAAAAUACUUGAAGAUAUUGUACAUGUACUUCUCAUCUUUGUAGGUUUUUUAAUAUCUUUAGAUUGGCUGUUAGAAAAAGCAUCAAUACCUUAUAAACUAUAUAUUUUACUACGUGGGGAAAUCACUGGCUUGUUUUUUUUUUUUUAAGGGUGGGUGUUAAAGUUUACAUUAUGAUGAGAAAACCAGGUACUGUUUUCCUUUUCUAUUUUUCCUGUGACAUUUGAAUCCAUUGGACAUUAAAUGUGAAUUGGACAUACAAAACAGUUUUACAGGUGUAGCUCAUUUGCUGAAUUGCAAUAAAAUUUGUCUUCUAACAUGAGAAAUAGCAUUAAUGUGCUAUUUUCAAAAGCCUUUUAAUGUAAUGUGGCUAAUCAUCUUUUCCCUUUUGCCUGAAUGCAGGUACGUUUGGAAUUUUGAUGUCUGAUUUCAUGUGAAGUUCAUGAGAAGCCCAACUUCCAUUAUCUUCAGUUUAUGCUGUAAAAAUUAAGUUUAUGACAUUAUAGUCUUGUUUCUGUUUUGUUUUG